This is a messenger RNA of Nicotiana attenuata, 948 nucleotides long. RefSeq lists its product as uncharacterized. Gene Ontology annotation, molecular function: protein dimerization activity. The coding region runs from base 1 to 948 and encodes 315 amino acids. The record is from RefSeq and is a predicted model, not a curated record. Lineage: Eukaryota; Viridiplantae; Streptophyta; Magnoliopsida; Solanales; Solanaceae. The transcript has a single exon.
AUGUUUGGCCCUAUCAUUGAUGUACUUGAUGAUAUUGUUGUUAAUGCACGUUUUGAAGAAAAGUGUAAGGCGAAGGGAUACCUUAAAGCAUGUUUAACAUUUGAAGUUUUCUUCAUGUUGUAUUUUAUGCGCACUAUUUUAGCAAUCACAAAUGAGCUUAAUGUUGCCUUUCAAAAGAAGGAGCAAGAUAUUGCAAAUGCUAUGAUACUUGUUAGAGUGGCAAAAGAUCAGUUGCAACAUCUAAGAGAGGAUGGUUGGACUUCACUUAUUGAUGAGGUAUCUAAGUUUUGCAUCAAAUAUGACAUAUUGAUACCUAACUUUGAUGAGCCUUAUGUUAUCCUUGGAAGAUCACGUCGUAGAGUUGCAGAGUACAAUAAUUUACAUCACUACCAUGUUGUAGUAUUCUGUAAAACUAUUGAUUGGCAAUUUCAAGAACUCAAUAACCGCUUUGAUAAGGUGACAACUGAAUUGCUUCUUGGAGUUGCUUGCUUGAACCCAGUUAACUCCUUUUCAAGCUUUGACAUUGAAAAUAUAUUGAGAUUAGCUAAGCUAUAUCCUGAAGAUUUUGAUAAAUACUCUACAGUUGACCUUCGUUUUCAACUUGAGAAUUACAUUGUGGAUGUCAGAGAUCAUGACAAAAGGUUUUCCGAUCUUAAGGGACUUGGCGAUCUUUCUAAGAAACUAGUAGAAACAAAGAAGCAUGGGACUUAUCCUCUUGUGUUCCGGCUAGUGAAGUUUGCUUUACUUUUUCCAGUUGCUACAGCUACGGUUGAAGGAGCUUUCUCAGCAAUGAAGUUGAUUAAGUCUGACUUACGAAAUCGAAUGGAUGAUGAGCUUUUGAGUGGUUGUUUAGUGCCUUAUAUAGAAAAAGAAGUAUUUAGUAAUAUUUCUAAUGAGGCUAUUAUGAAUACAUUUCAAAACAUGAAAACUUGUCGAGGAGAAUUGUAG